Messenger RNA from Juglans microcarpa x Juglans regia, 2103 nucleotides. RefSeq names its product MLO-like protein 3. Lineage: Eukaryota; Viridiplantae; Streptophyta; Magnoliopsida; Fagales; Juglandaceae. The coding region runs from base 100 to 1782 and encodes 560 amino acids. The record is from RefSeq and is a predicted model, not a curated record. Gene Ontology annotation, cellular component: membrane. The transcript is spliced from 15 exons. Gene Ontology annotation, biological process: defense response.
GUCACCAUCUCAACCUUAUUGAUGGCAUAUUCAACUGAGAAUAAAUAAUAAUCCUAAUAAUCAGAAAAUCGCAGGGAGAGAAGCAAGCGAUCGAGGGUCAUGGCGGGCGGAGACUCGUCCGCUCGCUCUCUCGAAUACACUCCGACAUGGGCUCUUGCCGCAGUUUGUUUCUUCUUCAUCUCCAUCUCCAUUAUCCUCGAACAAUCCAUUCAUCUUCUUACCAAAUGGCUGAAGAGACAUCGGAAAAAUGCGUUGAUCGAUGCAGUGGAGAAACUUAAAUCAGAGUUGAUGCUUCUGGGGUUUCUGUCCCUCUUGUUGGCAGUAACUCAGGAUCGUAUCUCCAAAAUAUGCAUACCUCUCGAUGCUGCGAACGUCAUGCUUCCAUGCCGCAAAAGGGUCAGUUCCGAAUCUACAAAGUUCCAGGUUUCCGAGCACUACUUUGCAAAAGCAGUUGUGGGCAGUUUGUCGCAGAUGAGUAUAAAUCUCUUGUCACAACCCCAUAGGUGGCUAGCGGAUGAGGAUGAUGGUACUGCUGCUCGUACUACUGAUGAUUCUUGUUCCGAAGGAAAGGUUGCCUUGGUGACACAAGAUGGCCUCCAUCAGCUUCACAUAUUCAUUUUCGUGCUGGCUGUUAUGCAGAUUGUGUAUUGUGUUCUCACUAUGGCUUUGGGUAGGGCCAAGAUGAGACGUUGGGAAGCUUGGGAGAGAGAAACUCAAACAACCGAGUACCAAGUUGCCAAUGACCCCAAUCGAUUCAGAUUUACAAGGCAAACCACAUUUGGAAGGCGGCACAUGAGUUCUUGUACGGGAACAUCGUUUCAGCUCUGGAUUAAAUGUUUCUUCAGACAAUUCAUCCAUUCCGUGGCAAAAGUUGAUUAUCUCACUUUGAGACAUGGUUUCAUCUCGGCUCACUUGUCGGCCACCAACAACUUCGAUUUCCGAAAAUACAUACAGCGAACCUUGGAAGAAGAUUUCAAGCUGGUGGUCGGCAUCAGCCCUCUAAUGUGGUUUCUAGUUGUUAUCUUGAUGCUCGUGGAUGUGUACGGUUGGCAUGUAUUUCUAUGGGUAUCCUGCAUUCCUCUCUUGGUAGUUCUAGUUCUAGGAGCCAAACUCGAAGUCAUUGUUGCGAGAAUGGCUCUUCAAAUCAAAGAUCAGAAUAGUGUGAUUCAAGGAACACCUCUUGUUAGACCCAACGAUAGUCUCUUCUGGUUCGGGCACCCAGGAUUCGUCUUAACUCUUAUUCAUUAUACUCUAUUUGUGAAUGCAUUCGAGCUGGCCUUCUUCAUUUGGGUUACAAUUGAGUUUGGUUUCAAUUCUUGCUACCACGAGCAUACUGCAAUCAUUGUAAUCAGAAUUGUACUAGCGGUGACCGUUCAAGUACUUUGCAGCUAUAUUACCCUCCCUCUCUAUGCACUUGUUACGCAGAUGGGGUCAAAUUUCAGGAGCAAGGUACUAGAAGAGCAGAUUGCUAAUAUCAUAAGGCAAUGGCACGCUGAAGUUAGGGAGAGAAGGAAGAAGCAAGAACUAUUCAUGCCGUCUCCAGCUCGCAAGUCUUUGUCCACGGAAUGGAGCCCCAGAAGGAGUAGUACUAGUGCGCAUGGAGUUUCUUCAUUCCAAAGGCCCAGAUAUAUGAGAAGCGACAGCAUUAACAAAGGGAAAAUAGUGGAAUUAGGAGAAAGAUCAGAUCAAAUGGUAGUACUGAAAGAAGAGGCAGCUGCUGGAUCAUCUAGACGUCCAUCUCGGGCUGUCGUACUAGAACUUCCGACAGUGAGAAGACAGUAGAAGAUUAUAUUGACGAGUAGUGCAAGGAAAGUACUUCAGUUUCUGAGAGAGAAAGAGCGAAGCGUUUCCAAAUUGAAAACAGCUAUACUAAUGUUAGAAUUUUAAAAGAUUCUUGUAUAGCAAAUGGAGUACCGCAAUGAGAUCUCAAUCUGAUGAAAUAUAUUUUCCUGAAGAACUCGAGCUCUCCAUGGAUGAAAAUGGAAAAUGCUUUUGUUCAUGCAUGUAUCUACUUUUGGAUGUGGAGUCUGUCCUAGGCUUAAAAAUCCAGACUUGAAGUUGGGGCUUUAUCUGUUUGAUACUAGAAAUCAUCAAAAUUUAGAA